CAAAGCUUUCUGUUACUCACAGUCACUGACAUUUGUGACACUACUCGCUUCUACAGCAAUAGUUGUUCUUACCUCAAGAUUGUAUCUCUUUAUCUACAACAUAAUAUAUAAAAGGUGGGCUAGCUAAGCUAAAUUUGAAAGAGACACAUCAACAUAUAUAAUAUUGAUGAAGGCUUAACUUAACAGAGAGAGAAAGGGAAGAGAAGGGCUUUUGUUUUUUCAGCCUAUAUGUAUAAUGAAGCACUCCAAAGUAGAGAGUGAUAAUAAUAAUAAUAAUAAUGAUAAUACUAAUAAUAUUAAUAUUAGUAAUGAUGAUGAAAAGAAACCAGCAAUAGAGCGGUCGAGGAAGAGGAGGAUGAAAGGAAAAGGAGGCCCGGAUAACGCUAAGUGCAUUUUCAUAGGUGUCAGGCAGAGGACAUGGGGAAAAUGGGUGGCCGAAAUCCGAAAGCCAAACCGCGGCGCGCGCCUGUGGCUAGGCACCUUCAACACCGCUACAGAAGCCGCAAGCGCUUACGACGAUGCGGCUUGGAAGCAAUAUGGCCCACUGGCCAAGCUCAACAUGCCUGGCCGCCACCAUCAUUAUCCCCAGUACUCGUCCACCACUACCAGUACGAGUUCUGGGGCAGAGUCUGAGUCAGCAAGCUCUACUGGUGGAGCAGUAGAACCUGCGGAGUCGGAAGACACGGGCAAUAAUUUGAUGGAGGGUUUUAGUUGGCCACAAGUUGCUUUUGGUGAGGAUAACGAUGAUGAGUAUAUGGACCUGAUGAUGAUGGAUAGCAACCCUGAGCUUCUGUUUGUUGGAGAAGAAGAUCUUCAGUGUGUUUUUAGCCAUAUCCAUGGAGAAGAUGGAGCAGCUUGUAAUAUUAGUUUAGAAUAACGAGUCAGCCACGUACGUACAUCAACCUUAGUUGUUUUUUUUUUUCUUUGUUUCCUCGAUUUCUAUAUCUCUGUUUGGUUCAAAGUUUGCGUAGCUAGCUUAGCAUGGUUAAGUUGUACGUACGUUUGGCUUUUUGUUUAUCUAUAUAUUAUAUUAGGAAACAAACUGUGUACUUUAAGUGUUGUUGUUUAAAUUUUCUGGAAACACUAUUAGCAAGUUA
Messenger RNA from Cannabis sativa, 1097 nucleotides. RefSeq names its product dehydration-responsive element-binding protein 2D-like. Bases 236 to 877 code for a protein of 213 amino acids. Gene Ontology annotation, biological process: positive regulation of DNA-templated transcription; response to stress. The transcript has a single exon. Gene Ontology annotation, molecular function: DNA-binding transcription factor activity; transcription cis-regulatory region binding. Gene Ontology annotation, cellular component: nucleus. NCBI's taxonomy places the organism in Eukaryota, Viridiplantae, Streptophyta, Magnoliopsida, Rosales, Cannabaceae. The record is from RefSeq and is a predicted model, not a curated record.